CUAUCUCUGCCCCCCGUCUCUUCACACCCACGGCUAAUCCAAGCCGAUGAAACAGAAAGACUCAAACUUUACCGAACACUGAUCGAAUCUCCGCCAUGGAUUUCGUGGAACUGGAGGCGAUCGAGGGCCUCCGAUGGUCCUGGAAUUCAUGGCCGCCGUCAAAAUCCGAGAGCACCGCCCUCGUCAUCCCUCUCAGCAUCAUGUGCACGCCGCUGAUGCAGCAGGCCGAGCUCCCGAUACUCCCCUACGACCCCGUCACAUGCCUCCGAUGUGGCGCCGUUUUGAACCCCUACGCCCGCGUCGAAUACCCUUCUCGCAUCUGGUUCUGCUCCUUCUGCCACCACAAGAACUCCUUCCCUCACUCUUACUCCAACAUCGGCGACACCAACCUCCCAGCCGAGCUUUUCCCGACUUAGAGCGCCGUUGAGUACGCCAAAACCGCCCACGGAAUUCCCAGUUCCGGCUCGAAUUCCCUGAAUUGGGCAAAUGGUUUGUCGUCAUCGUCGUCCUUGUCGUCUAUGGAUUCGUCGUCGGCGGCCUCGGUGUCGGAUGGGGAUUCGAGAGGGGUGAGGCCGGCGUUCGUGUUCGUUGUAGACGCUUGCACGCCUGUGGACGAGCUUAGGGUUCUGAAAAAUGAGCUCUUGCUUGUUGUGGAAAAGCUUCCGGAGACUGCUUUGGUGGGUCUGGUCACGUUUGAUUCGAUGGUUUGGGUUCAUGAUCUCGGGUUUUCGGAGUGCUCGAGGGCCGUGGUGUUUCACGGCGAAAGGGAGCUGUCAUCGCUUCAGGUCCAACGAUUUCUGGGCAUUAAGCGAACAAAGCAUCAGCAACUCGGAAAGAUGUCAGUUAAUCAAAAGCAGGGCUUUUUGCUACCUGUUUCUGAAUGUGAGUUCAACAUCACAACUGCAAUUGAAGAGAUCCAUUGUUCACUUCAAGUCAAGUCCGGUCAUCGCCCGCGAAGGUGUACAGGAGCAGCAAUAGUAGCUGCACUUGGACUUCUGGAAGGAUGUUCAGGGAGCACGGGUUCCAGGAUCAUGGUAUUCACAUCUGGACCUGCAACUUUGGGCCCAGGAAUAAUCGUCAAUUCAGAUCUUAGCAAGUCCAUCAGAACUCACCGAGACCUCAUCAGUGGUCAUACCCCUUACUAUAGUAGAUCUUCCAGCUUUUAUAGGCAAGUGUCGCAGAGGUUAAGUGAUGCAUCUAUUGUUCUCGAUAUGUUUGCUUGUUCUCUUGAUCAAACUGGAACUGCAGAGCUGAAGGUCCCUGUUGAGAAGUCAGGUGGUUUCAUGUUGCUAGGUGAGUCAUUUGCUUCAAAUCAAUUCAGAAAAUGUCUGAGCCACAUUUUUACUCGUGAUGAAGGGGGAUAUUUGAAGAUGUAUUUUGAUGCAACUAUUGAGAUAGUGACCACUAAAGAUAUUAAAAUCUGUGGAGCCCUAGGUCCUUGUGUAUCUCUUCGUGAAGUCAACGAUUUAGUGAGUAGCAGUGAGAUUGGGGAGGGUGGUACCUAUAUGUGGAAGUUGGGUACAAUCACCAAUAAAACAUGCAUUGCUUUUUUAUUCCAAGUGAAUGAUGAGCAGAAAGUUCAACCUGGGUCGGCAUUUUUGAUACAGUUCAUAACACGAUACCGUCAUGGGAACAUGAGAAUCCGGAAAAGGGUAACAACUGCAGCAAGAAGAUGGGUUGGAGGCCGUUCACCAGAAAUUGCUGCUGGGUUUGAUCAAGAGGCAGCAGCUUCAGUGAUAGCCAGGCUUGCUAUUCACCGAGCUGAGAAUUGUUUCGCUCGAGAUGUUAUCAGAUGGUUGGAUGACAAAUUGAUCCGCUUUGCUUCCAAGUUUGGAGACUAUGCAGAGGAAGAUCCAACUUCCUUCCGCUUGUCAUCCAACUUCUCCCUCUUUCCUCAGUUCAUGUAUUACUUGAGGAGGUCGCAGUUUAUUGAUGUCUUCAACAGUAGUCCUGAUGAGACUGCUUUCUUCCAGCUGAUGCUGAAUCGCGAGGGGGUGGUGGGUUCUCUUAUCAUGAUCCAACCCACGCUUUUCCAAUACUCCUUUGAUGGUCCACCUGUUCCAGUCCUCCUAGAUGUCCGCUCCAUCUCUCCAGAUGUUAUCUUGCUCUUUGACUCAUAUUUUCACGUGGUUAUUCAUUACGGGUCCAAAGUUUCUCAGUGGAGGAAGCUUGGGUAUGACAAGGACCCAAACCAUGAGAAUUUGAGGAAGCUGUUGGAAGCCCCGGAAAUUGAUGCAGAGCAGUUGAUGGCUGACCGAGUUCCUGCACCAAAGUUUAUUAAAUGUGACCAGCAUGGUAGCCAGGCAAGGUUUCUUCUUGCAAAGUUGAAUCCAUCUGUUACUCAGAAUUCAACAUACACUGACGGCUCAGAUAUUAUUUUCACUGAUGAUCUGAGCUUGCAAGUAUUUUUAGAUCACUUGCAGGUCCUUGCAGUGCAAGGCUGAUGAAGAGGGGCACUGUAUAUAGAUUUUCGAUUUUCUGUCGUCAUACAAAAGGAAGUUUUGUGUAUAGUUUUGAAGAGAAAAAGGCGUACUUUUGAUAAUGAGUCAUAUUUUUUUUCGGGUAUCUGUUAUCAAUACAUGAUCGACAUUAUCGACAAAAUGGCACGUUCAAAUGACUGAAAUUCUACUGAUAUUUAAACGAAAUGGGCAAUUGAUGCUUGUAUUUCUUCUA
Pyrus x bretschneideri (Chinese white pear) is the source of this 2673-nucleotide messenger RNA. RefSeq names its product protein transport protein SEC23-like. Gene Ontology annotation, cellular component: endoplasmic reticulum exit site; COPII vesicle coat. The transcript has 2 exons. Lineage: Eukaryota; Viridiplantae; Streptophyta; Magnoliopsida; Rosales; Rosaceae. The record is from RefSeq and is a predicted model, not a curated record. Gene Ontology annotation, biological process: endoplasmic reticulum to Golgi vesicle-mediated transport; COPII-coated vesicle cargo loading; intracellular protein transport. The coding region runs from base 519 to 2444 and encodes 641 amino acids. Gene Ontology annotation, molecular function: GTPase activator activity.